Cornus florida is the source of this 1137-nucleotide messenger RNA. RefSeq lists its product as uncharacterized. NCBI's taxonomy places the organism in Eukaryota, Viridiplantae, Streptophyta, Magnoliopsida, Cornales, Cornaceae. The record is from RefSeq and is a predicted model, not a curated record. The coding region runs from base 184 to 786 and encodes 200 amino acids. The transcript is spliced from 2 exons.
GAACCCCAAACAGGCCCUAAGAAAGAGUUACUAUAUCUAAAAAGUCUUUCAUCUCUCAAUCUCAAUCGCAAUCGCAAAAUUAGGGCUACGAAAUUGGGGGUUUCGUAAGGAGUCGAAGUAUUGAAGGAGUGAAGCGUUCUUGAAGCAGCGGCAGAUUUCACCGAAUUGAAGAAAAAGAUAAAGAUGUGGCGUGGUUCAGAGGGCUGUGUAAUUCCUAAGCCUGAGAAAUUCGUUGAGGGCUGUGGAAUUCCAAAGCCUGAGAGAUUCAUUGAGGACUCUGCAAUUCCAAAGCCUGAGAAAUUCCUAAUUCCUAAGCCUGAGAAAUUCCCAACUCCAAAGCCUGAGAAAUUUGGGGGCUGUCCAAUUCCCGAGCCUCAGAAAUUUGUUAUUCCUAAGCCUGAGAAAUUUGAAUGCACGGAGGGCUGUGCAAUUCCUAAGCCUGAUAAAUUUGCUUGGCGGCAAGAAUGCCGGUUGUGCCAUUCAAUUCCUAAGCCUGAGAAAUUUGUUUCGCAAGAAAGCACGGAAAUCUGCAAAAUUCUUAAGAAUCACUCUGAAACCGUCCAACGAAUUGAGCGAAUGAAACAUGAACUCAUGUUACAACAGUUGGCUGUAGUUGAUAUCGCGAAGGAAGUGAGAAAGAGGCUUUUGAGGGACGGAGCUGACGUGCCGGAGAGGUUGAGUAGAAUUGCUGACAAGCAAGUGAGAAAGAGGGUUUUGAGGGAUGGAGUUGACGUGCCAGAGAGGUUGAGUAGAAUUGCUGACAAAACAGUGAAGCGAGAAGGAUGAAGGAUAGGGGGUUAUGUGCUGAGGUUGGUUAAGAGGCUCUCAUUCAUUCCUUUUUCACAUCCAAGGAUGUCUUGCUGCCGCUACUCUUCAGUUCUCAGUUGAGGCAGUGUUAAGGUUACUGUAGAGGUAUCGAUUUCUAGGUUUGGUUGUAAAUCAAUAGUUCAAACCUACACUCAUAGGUAGGCAUUUCCCAUUUUUAUAGGAACUUCUAAUAUAUAAUUGAUACCUCUUUUUGUGGAGGCUUCAUUUUAUUAUUUUGGUUGGUCUUUUAUGUCAGUUAUGUGGUGUAUCCAUUUUUUUUGCGUUUAAAGUUUUGUUGGGUAUCAAUAAGAAAUGUUCUAGUUAAAAUUA